This is a messenger RNA of Cadophora gregata, 914 nucleotides long. RefSeq lists its product as uncharacterized. The coding region runs from base 103 to 741 and encodes 212 amino acids. The record is from RefSeq and is a predicted model, not a curated record. Lineage: Eukaryota; Fungi; Ascomycota; Leotiomycetes; Helotiales; Ploettnerulaceae. The transcript has a single exon.
UGAACAUAACACUCAAUUUCAACUCCUUACUCUUUACACUCGAUAAAAUAAGUAGGCCAUUCCCUAAUCUAGUGCUUUACAAUAAUAUCAAAUCACCUAACCAUGGCGCCUACACAACCGAGGUCAGCCUUUCUCUUAAUCGACGUCCAACAAGGCCUCACACAUCCAACCCAUUGGGGCCCUUCAAGGAGUAACCCAUCCUUCGAACAAAAUACCGAAUCCCUCCUAAGCAGCUAUCGCAAACUCCUCGCCUCAAGUACCUCAUCAACGUCCCCGGCACGCCACAAGAUAAUCCACGUGCAACACUCCUCCCUCCACCCCGACUCACCACUGCACCCUCCAUCCGCAGGCUUCUCAUUCCAACCAUUCGCUACUCCACUCACAUCCGAACUCAUCAUCACCAAAACCGUCAACUCUGGCUUCAUCGGCACGAACCUCGAGGAAGUCCUCCGAAAACACUUUGCUGGCGAGCCAGGAAAAUUGUAUCUUGCCGGUCUGACGACGGACCAUUGUGUCAAUACGACGACACGAAUGGCGGGGAAUUUGAAAGUUGCAGAUGGAGAGAAUGGAGAGGCAGGAGAGGUGGUUUUUGUGGAGGAUGCGACGGCUGCGUGGAAGAAGCCGGACGGCGAGUUUGAUGCGGAAAUUGUUCAUAGAUUUAACACGGAGAGCUUGAGAGAAUUUGCUACGAUUACGAAGACGAAGGAGGUUGUCAAAGUGUGGGAGAGUUGGGCGGCCUAGGUUGGAGUCUGGAAUCGGAGUGUGAAAUGAGCUCUCUGUAACUCCUCAUGAGUGCCAAGCGUGUUUACAAUUGUCGUCUUUUCAUACUAAUCGAUCUCCCUCGAGGUUCUCCUACUGAAUCCUGUCGAUCAAUCCUCACACUGCAUGCUGCUAAGUUACUGCUUCUCAAAGUC